Parnassius mnemosyne (clouded apollo) is the source of this 234-nucleotide messenger RNA. The record is from the annotation of a GenBank genome assembly. Lineage: Eukaryota; Metazoa; Arthropoda; Insecta; Lepidoptera; Papilionidae.
AUGGAAAAUAUUGUUGAACAAAGAGUGUGCCUUAAAUUUUGUGUUUCGAAUGAUAUUUCAUGUGGUGAAUCACUAAAAAUGUUGCGAAAUACCUACGGCGAAUCGUGUAUAUCGAAAACAAGGGCUUAUGAAUGGUAUAAGGCUUUUAAAGAAGGCCGAGAAGUAGUAGUAGACUUGCCUCGUUCUGGUAGACCUUCAACCGCUACGACCAAAGAAAACAUCGACAAAAUCUAG